Molecule: messenger RNA, 1698 nt
Organism: Rhodotorula toruloides NP11
Lineage: Eukaryota; Fungi; Basidiomycota; Microbotryomycetes; Sporidiobolales; Sporidiobolaceae
Product: T-complex protein 1 subunit eta
Exons: 8
Coding region: 1-1698 (565 amino acids)
Biological process (GO): protein folding
Cellular component (GO): chaperonin-containing T-complex
Molecular function (GO): ATP binding; ATP-dependent protein folding chaperone; ATP hydrolysis activity
Source: RefSeq, a predicted model, not a curated record
AUGAGUGGACGAAUGCCCAUGAUGGGAAACCCGACCGUCCUGGUCCUCAGGGAGGGUACCGACACGUCUCAGGGCACUCCCCAGCUCCUCUCCAACAUCUCCGCCUGCCUCGCCAUUGCCAACACGAUCUCGUCGACGCUCGGCCCGCGCGGCAUGGACAAGCUGAUCGUCGGCUCGAACGGCCAGACCACCAUCUCGAACGACGGCGCAACCAUCCUCAAGCUCCUCGACGUUGUCCACCCCGCCGCAAAGACCCUCGUCGACAUCGCGCGUGCACAGGAUGCAGAGGUCGGAGACGGAACGACGAGUGUUGUGCUGCUGGCGGCGGAGCUCAUGAGGGAGGCGCGGCCGUUCAUCGAGGACGGCGUCAGCCCGCACGUCAUUAUCAAGGGGUACCGCAAGGCGGCUGAGCUGGCCGUUGCCCGUGUCAAGGAGCUGGCAGUGACUGUUCAGGCGUCUGACGAAGCAGACUUCCGCUCGCUGUUGAUGAAGUGCGCCUCGACCUCGAUGUCCUCCAAGCUCAUCCACUCCUCCAAGCCCUUCUUCUCCAACAUGGUCGUCGACGCCGUCCAAACUCUCGACCCUUCAUCUCUCGACGCCUCGCUCAUCGGUAUCAAGAAGGUUCCCGGCGGAGGAAUGGAGGAGAGCAUGCUCGUCCGCGGCGUUGCGUUCAAGAAGACGUUCUCGUACGCUGGCUUCGAGCAGCAGCCGAAGAAGAUCCAGAACCCCAAGGUUCUGUCUCUGAACGUCGAGUUGGAGUUGAAGGCGGAGCGGGACAACGCAGAGGUGCGGGUGGAGCAGGUCUCGGAGUACCAAGCGAUUGUCGACGCCGAGUGGUCCAUCAUCUACCGCAAGCUCGAGCUCAUCGCCGACUCGGGGGCGACCGUCGUCCUCUCUCGUCUUCCCAUCGGCGACUUGGCGACGCAGUACUUCGCCGACCGCAACAUCUUCUGUGCGGGCCGUGUCGCGUCAGACGACCUGAAGCGAGUCGUCUCUGCUGUUGGCGGUGCGAUCCAGUCGACCGUUUCGGACCUCCGCCCCGAACACCUCGGUACCUGCGACGUCUUCGAGGAGAAGCAGAUCGGUGCCGAGCGGUACAACUUGUUCGAGGGGUGCCCGAAGGCGAAGACUUGCACGCUUAUUUUGAGGGGCGGAGCGGAGCAGUUCAUCUCGGAGGUUGAGAGGAGUUUGAACGAUGCGGUGCAGGUCGUGCGGAGGGCUGUCAAGAACGGAACUGUCGUUGCCGGUGGUGGUGCGACCGAGAUGGAGAUCUCGGCCUACCUCCGCUCUUACGCCCGCACCCUUCCCGGCAAGCAGCAGCUCAUCAUCUCGUCCUACGCCAAAGCCCUCGAGGUCAUCCCCCGCACGAUCUGCGACAACGCCGGCCUCGACGCCACCGACGUCCUCAACAAGCUGCGCAUGCUUCACGCGCGAGGCGGGACCUGGGCCGGCGUCAGUGUCGAGCCGUCGACGGAGCAGGGCAAGGACGAGGAGGAGGGCGUCGCGAACAACAUGGACCGCUUUGUUUGGGAACCGGCGUUGGUCAAGAGCAAUGCGCUCGAGGGUGCGACCGAGGCGGCGUGCGUCGUGCUGAGUGUCGACGAGACGGUGACGAGUCCUCAGGCGCAGCAAGCACAAGGUGGAGGAGCACCCGGAAGGGGCGGCAUGGCGGGUCGUGGACGUGGUCGCGGGCGGUGA